AUGAUUGAUUUAAAAAUUGAAGAAUUGAGAAAUUCUAGUGAAAUUGAUCAUUGUGAAAGUUGUAAUUUAUUAAAUGAAAAUAGUGUAGAAUUAAUUAUUAUAAAAAAUAAAGAUUUAUAUAUUUAUAAAUUUGAUAAAAAGAAAAAAAAAAAUUAUUUAAUAUAUGAAACGAAAUUAAAUGGAAAUGUUAUAAAAUUAGUUGUUUUAAAAAAUGUCUUUUUAAAUAAAAAGAGCAAAUGUAUUAGUGGAAUUUUAUUAAUUUACAAAAAUUUGCAUUUUAUCAUUUAUAAAUAUAACAAAAGUCUAAAUACAUUAGUUGUAAUUUUAAAACAUAAUUUCACAAAGGAAAUAAAUUUUCAAUCACUGUUUUAUAAUCUUCCACACUCAAUUCAUUAUACCCACAAAUAUGAAAAAACAAAAAGAAGAAAAAAAAAAAUAAAUAAAAAGAUAAAAAAAAAUUACAAAAUAUCAGGUUGUUUUGAUAUUUUAAGUAAGAAGAAAAGAGAAAAAGACAAGAAAAUUAAUGUAAUAUAUAAAAAUAAUAAGAUAUUAACUUCUGAUAGUUCUAUAGAAAAGUUUUAUAAUGAUUAUGAUAAUGAAAAAAAAAAUCACGAAAACGAAUUUUUAACAGAUUUUACUAAAAUAUAUGAUAAUCAAGAAAAAAAUAUUUUGAACAGAUAUUCUAUGAAUUUUAAAAGUAAAAUAAAAUCAAAAAAGAUAAAGUCUAAUUUUUGUGAAUUUUGUAUUACCUUUUCUUAUGAUUUUAAAACCAUUUACACUAUUUUUUAUACUACUAGAAAAAGAAAAAUUCAAGAAAAAAUUAUUAAUAAUGAAGUUAAUAUCAAUUAUUUUUCUUAUGAUUUGUAUAUAGAUAAUAUUAGCAAAAUUAACCUAGAAAAUUUUUAUAAAAAUUUUGUUUUUAUAAAAAAAAUAUUUUUUCAUGAUGAUAAUGCACAUAUAUUAAUUCAAAAUGAUGCAAUCAAUAUAGGUCAUACAAAAUUAGAAGAAUUAAAUUUAAAAUUGUUAAUUAUAAAAAUAGAAAAAGAUAAAUUUGACUUUGUUAAUUUAAUAAAAAGUUUACCUAAUGAUUUGUUAGAUAUUAUUAUAGUGAAUAAUAUUCUUAUAUGUUUGUGUUAUGAUUAUGUAUAUAUUUUAAAUUUAAAUAAUUAUAAGAAAGUUGUUUAUUUUUUUAAUAAAAGUUGUUAUAUUAAUAACAUUUUUCAUUUUUUAAAAAAUAAUUGUUUGUUUUAUGAUCAUUCAUAUAUAAAUACGAAUUUUAAAUUAUUUUAUUUAUACAAUAAAAAAAACAAAAUUUUUAUCUUAAAUAAAUAUUUUAUAAUUGAAGGAAUAAUUUCAAAAAAUGUUAAUGAUUUAAUAAAUUUAAUUAAGUGGGAUAUUACUUAUACAUUUAAUUCUAAUUUAAGUAAAUCAUCAUUUUUUUCAUUGGAUAAAAAUAUUUAUUUUUUAUGUUGCUAUGAUGGAUUAAAUGGAAAUUCGGAUAUUGAUUUGCUAAAAAAAAGAGAUAAAAAAAGAUUAAAGAUAACAAAAAAAAAAAGGAGUAAAAGAAAAAGAGUAUCAAUAAAUAUAUUCUAUCCUUUAAAAAAAAGUAGACAUGAUAAUAAGUUUUCAUUAUGUGGAAAUUCAGAAAAUUUAAAAGAAUCAGAAAUACAAAAUAUAAAAAAUAACGAUUCAGUAGUAUGUCAAAAAAUUAUAAAAGAAAAUGAAUUUAUAAAAAAGGAGGAAUUAACAAAAAAUGAUAAAUUAAUAAAGAAAAAUAAUGAUAGUAAAGGUAAGAAUUUUAGGAAAAAUAAUAAUUUUUUAUUUGAUUUACUAAAUUACUUAAAUAAAAACAUAAGUAUAAAUGAGUGUACAAAAGAGUUAAAUAAUAAAAAAUAUGAUUUGUUAUUUAAAAAAUACAAAAAAAAAAUAAAAAUAUUAGAAAAUAAUUUUUCGAAAAUAAAUGCACAGGGGAUAAUUGAGUAUGUUUCUCCUUUAUUUAUUUUAAAAAAAAAAAAAAAUAACAAAAAUAAAAAAUGUAAAAAAAUUAAGAAUUUAAAAUUUUAUUCAGUUGAUAAAAUUCAAGUUAAAGGACUAAUAACAGAUAUAUGCAAGUUAAACGAAGAAAAUAAUUCAAUAAAUAAAAGUAUUUAUUUUGCUGUUAUUGGUAAUAAGAAAAACAGUACAAUACAAAAGGUAUUUUUUGAAAUCCCCUUAGUGCUAAAAUUGAAUACUUUUUUUUCAGAUUUUAACAUAAAAAGUGUUUGUUGUACAGAUAAAAAAAACAAUUCUAUUUUUCAAUAUGUUAUAAUAAAUUUAGAAGAAAAAGCAAAAAUUGAAGAAGAAAAUAACGAAUUAAAAAAUUUUAAAUUAAAUAAUAAUAAUUUAAACAAUGAUGAAUUAAAAGAGUCAUUGGAGGAAAAUGAACAGAAUAAAAAAAAUAUUUUAUUAUGUAUUAAAAAUAUUUCAUUUUUAAAAAAAAAUUAUAAAUGGUUAAAUUGUGAUUACCAUGAUGAUAAUAAUUUAAAAACUAUUCAAUCAAGAGAAUUUUUAGAAAAAAUACAUGAAGAUGUUAAGAGUAACAUUAAUAAAAAUUUAUUAAAUGAUAAUGUUAAUGAUAUAAAUUAUUCAGAUGAAUAUAACUUUUAUGAGAAAUGUUUUUCUACUCAAAAAAAAACAAAGGAAAAAAUAUUAAACAAUGAUUUGAAUGAUGAUCAAAUAAACAACUAUAAUGUUAAUAAAUACACGAAAGUUAUUUAUAUGAUUAAAGAAGAAAAAAUGAAUGAGGAAGAUUUUUCCUUAAAUUGCAUUGAAAAAAUAGAAAAAUGUUUACUCUUUUUUAAGAAUUCUAAUUUUAAUUAUUUUAAUAGUAGAGAUGUACGAACAUAUUUAAAAAAGAUAUAUAUUCCAUAUAUGAUGUAUCAUCAUGUUCAUCAAAGCGAAACACACCAUUUCAAUGAUGAUAAAGAGUUUUUUUUUAAAAAUUUAAGGGAAAAUAACUUUAAUAUAUAUAGAGAAAUGAAAAAUAAAGAACGCAAUUUAAAAAAAAAAAUUUUGAAAUUUUUUUUAAUUGAAAAAGUUAAAAAUACUUCAUUAAAUUUAAAGGAAAAUUCUAUAGGAUUACUUAAUUUUAAACAAAUUCUAAUUCAAGUGUGCAAAAAUGAAAUAAAUUUAUUUUUUAAUAAAAACACAUAUAUUUGUCUGAAAAACAUAAAUAUACAAAAUAAUAUAAAAUCAUGCAAAUUAAUAAAAGAAUACCUCAUUCUAUUACAUGAAAACAAUAAUUGUUCUAUAUUUUCAUUUAAUAAUGAUAUAAUAAAUAAUUUAUUAAAAAUAAUUAUAAUGGUAACAUCAGUUUAUAAUAUAUUCACGUUACAUUGCUUAUCAUAUGAUAAUAAAGAAGAAAAUUUUGAUAUAUUAAGUUUUGGUAAAUUUUUAAAAAAAACAUUGUUAAAAAAUUGCUCUCUUUACGAAAAGGAAAACGUUGUAAAUAUAUUUAAAAUAAAAAACGUUUCCUUGCUUCAUGAUUUUGUAAAAAGUAAGAAUGUUGACGUUGAUAAUUUUUUUACUUAUCAUACAAGCUUAAAUAAUAUCCGUUGUAUUUCUGUUAUAAAAAAAAACAAAGAAUGUUUUUUAUGCUUUUUAGAUAAUUCAAAUAACUCUUUUAAUAUAUUUGAUAUAAAAAAAAAAAACUUAAUUUUUCAAAGCAAUUUUUUAUUAAAUGUACCAAAAUAUAUUUAUAAUUCUUUAAGGAAGGAAAAAAAUGAUAAAAAAAAAAAUAUUGAAAAGGAUAAAGAAAAAUUGUAUUUUUUGAAUAUAUAUAAUAAGGAAAAUAUAAUAAAUAUUUUAUUUUUUAAACUGGAUAAAGAUUAUAUAUUAAUAAUAUUUUUAACAGGUAGACCAAUAUUAAUAUAUAAGACAUUCUUUUACAUAAACAAAUUUAGUAAUUUAAAAUUUAAAAUAGUUAUUCAUAAGUAUGUGCAACCUUUAAUUAGUAAUAUACAUUUUUUAAAAGAAGAAAAUGAUAAAAAUAUAAAUAAGAUGGUUAUUAUUUCUAGCAAAAAUGAGGAAUUAAAUAAUGGUUGUUAUGUGUAUGUGGAUGAAAACAGUUUUAUGUAUUCAAAAAUGAACAGAAAAAAAAAAAAACAAAUAUUUAAUAAAUGCAAUAAAACAUUAAAUAUAAUAAAGAAAAAAACUAUUAAAAAUUGCAUAAUAUUAUACCCAUACUUUGAUAUGAAGAAAUUAAUUUUAAAUAAUUAUGAUGAUAAGAAUAUACAAGAAAUGCUUUGUGAAAAUUUAAUAAAAAAAUAUAAUACAAGCUUUCCAAUUUUAUUUUUAUCAAGUUAUAAAGGAAAAUUAUAUAUUCAUAAUUUAAAUAAAGAGAAAUUACAAAAUUUGAGUAAUGCAAAUAAUGAAAAAAUAUACAAGUUCAAUAAUAUAACCGAAAUUUUGAAUGGAUUAGGUGAAAAUAAAAAUGAUAAUGUCUUACAUAUGGAUAAUAUUAAAGGAAUAAUAAAAAUAGAUAACAAUGAAUUUUUAAGUUUUUCUAAUCAUAAUUUACAUAUGUUUAGUAUAAAUGAUUAUGAAUAUAAAAAUGUCCAUAAUUAUUAUGAUGAAACAAAAGAAUCAAAAAAUGAUAUGCUUCAAUCGAAAAAUAAUAGCCUAUUUUCAGAAAAUUUAUUUUAUUGUAAUAAAAAUUUUUUGAAAAUUAAAAAUGAAAUACUUUUUUUAAAAAAGCCUAAGGUGAUAAAUUUAUCAUUUAAUGAUGAUCUUAUAUUAAAAAAUUUUAUUAAUUAUCCAUAUAUUUAUAAAAUGUCUAUAUCUAAAUUUGAAUAUAUUUUAAAAAAAUCAAAGAAAAAAAAGAAAAAGAAAAUGAAAGAAAUAUUGCAUAAAAAUAAUAAUAAAGAUAUAGAAAAAGAAACAUCAAAUGAGAUAAAUUUUUCUGAAAUUGAAAAUAAAAAUUUAAAUAAUAAUUGUUGCAUACAAAAUAAUGAACAGGAUCAGUAUCAAAAAAAGCAAAAAUAUAAGACAACUUUUGGAAAAGUUAUAUGCGUAAUUUUUCGGAUUAAAUACGAUGAAUAUUAUUGUUUAAAAAAAUUAUUGAAAAAAAGAAUAAAUAUUCAAAAAGAUGAACUAAAGAAUAAUAGUUUAUAUAGAAAUGAAGAAAUACAAUGUAUUCCAAAUGCUUACUUAGAUGAUUGUAUUAAUAAUCAAUAUACACAUAAAAUAAAAAGUUUUUUAUCCAUUAAUAUAGGAGAAGAAACAAAUGUACUGCAAGAUGAGACUAUAAUAAGAAAAAAUAAUAAAUUAAUUCAAUCAGUUAAAACACAUACUAAAUAUUAUAAAUUACUAUUAUUCCAUGAAAAUAGUAAAAAUGCUUAUGGUUAUUACAUUUUUGAACAUAGUGAAGAGAUUCAAUGUGUUUCUUUUGGAUGUUUAAAUAAUAAAGAAUACAUAUAUGUUAGUACAAGUUUAAACAUCAAUGAAAGAAUUGAAACACAAGGUAAUAUUUACGUACUCGAUUUCAGUGAUAUAUUUUUAAGAUAUAAUGAAAAUGAUAUCAUGAAAAAUUCAAAUGGUGACAUAAAUAAUGUGUAUUUUAAUAAUAUUGAAAGUAAUAAUAAUAGUAAAGAUGCAAAUAAUAGUAAUGACGAUUGUAAUAGUAAUUACAAAUAUGAAAAUAAGAAAAAUUCUGCACAUAAUAAUGAUAACUCUGAAAUGAUACACAUAAGUAAUGAAAAUAAUUUGAAUGAUGUAAAAAAAAAAGGAAAAUUAAUUGUAUACUUAAAGAAAACAUAUAACAGUUCUGUAACUCAAAUACACCCUUUUUACUUUUAUAGUGAUAAUAAUAAUAGCAAAAAUUAUAAGAAUAAUAUAAGAAGUGAUAAUAUAGAAAAUUAUGACAUAGAAGAGAAGUAUAGAGAUAAUAAUUUAAAUAAUUGGAAUAAUGGUAAAAAUAAUAAUAAUUGUUAUUGUAAUAUUCUUCAUUGCAUUAAUUCUAAAUUGUAUAUUCAUGAAAUAAAUGAUAAUGAUUUCACAAAAGGUGCUUUUAUUGAUAAUAAUUUUUAUAUUAGUGAUAUAAAAAUAGUGAAAAAUUUUAUCAUAAUUGCAGAUUUGUAUAAAGGCAUAUAUAUAAAUAUGUAUAAUUAUGAACAACAACAUGAUAGUAGAAGUAUUAUAUCCAUAUCUAAAAACUUUUACAGUCAUAAUUUAAAUAUAUUAUGUUGUCAUUAUGUUAUUUAUGAUUCAUAUAUUUCAAUAAUUGCAAUGGACAUAUAUAACAAUUUCUUGAUUUUUUCUUAUAAAAAUUAUCAAGAUAUAGAUAAUCUAUAUAUAUUUAAUUAUUUUAAUUUUAAUAGAAGAAUUAUUAAAUUUAUAAAUGCAUUAAAUAAAAAUGAUAAAUCAAAUUCUGUCUUAUCUAUUUCUAAUGAUGGUAGUAUCCAUUUAUUUUAUCCAUUAAAUAACAAAUUAUUUAUUUUUUUUAAAGAAAUAUAUAAAAUUAUAAAAAAAUAUAUUUUUCCAAAUUUAGCUUUAAAUUUAAACACACAUUUAAAACCAGAUUUUUUUAUUCAAUCUAUAAUUUUGAAUCUUCAUAAAAGAACUGAUAGUUUUUUAGUUAAAAAUAUAUUAUUUGAUGACUUAUUAAAGCAAGUUCCUUUUUAUUCUUCUGAAGUUUUAUUUGAAUUAUUUUAUAAAAAAACUAACUUACUUCAACAUAUAGCAAUCGGAGAUUUUUUAAAUGAGUUGUAUUCAAUAAGCCAAAAAUAG
Messenger RNA from Plasmodium gallinaceum, 6765 nucleotides. RefSeq names its product conserved Plasmodium protein, unknown function. Bases 1 to 6765 code for a protein of 2254 amino acids. The record is from RefSeq and is a predicted model, not a curated record. The transcript is spliced from 4 exons. NCBI's taxonomy places the organism in Eukaryota, Apicomplexa, Aconoidasida, Haemosporida, Plasmodiidae. Gene Ontology annotation, molecular function: phosphatidylinositol phosphate binding; nucleic acid binding; protein binding. Gene Ontology annotation, cellular component: nucleus.